AUGCUACUCACUGAAAAAAGCCCCAACAUAUCUAUCAAAAUACCGAUAAAGAUCAAAUGGAACAAACCACCAAGAGGGCAGUUUAAGCUUAACAUCGAUGCUAGUUUCAAUAACCAUAACCAAAAAAGUGGCCUUGGAGGUGUAAUCAGAGAUACCUACGGGAAUUGGAUGGUUGGAUUUGCAAAAUCUACCCAGGCUAGUGGCUCACUACAAACAGAAAUGAAGGCACUAAUUGUGAGGCUCAAAACAGCACAAGAAUGGGGAAUGUUUCCGCUUGAAAUAGAGACGGACUCCAAGGAGGUUGUUCAUGCACCAACAGAAGGUAAUCCUCUAGCACACUUUCAGGCAAGGGAAUAUGAUAGGUCAUCGCUUG
This is a messenger RNA of Nicotiana attenuata, 373 nucleotides long. RefSeq lists its product as uncharacterized. The record is from RefSeq and is a predicted model, not a curated record. Lineage: Eukaryota; Viridiplantae; Streptophyta; Magnoliopsida; Solanales; Solanaceae. The annotation marks the transcript as partial. The transcript has 2 exons. Gene Ontology annotation, molecular function: RNA-DNA hybrid ribonuclease activity; nucleic acid binding.